Messenger RNA from Plasmopara halstedii, 195 nucleotides. RefSeq lists its product as uncharacterized. Bases 1 to 195 code for a protein of 64 amino acids. The transcript has 2 exons. Lineage: Eukaryota; Oomycota; Peronosporomycetes; Peronosporales; Peronosporaceae. The record is from RefSeq and is a predicted model, not a curated record.
AUGAUGAAGUUAGCGAUUAUAAACUUAACUUUGAAGAUUAUCGUGGAAAAAACAACAAAGAUUGCAGUUGAGCCAACUGGCUACUUUUACGAAGAGCACCCGGACUUUUUUCAAAAGUGUGAGGUCAAAAAUCACAUCGACGUCAUGCGGACGUAUAUGACACUGUCUGUGCCCAUGUCUACGUUGGCGAUCUAA